AUAGAGAUACAUAUAAGAAUUUCGUUCAUAUUUUCUUGUGUUUCUUCUUUAGAAUUAUACUUAGAGACAUUUUUCUAUAUAGCUUUUUGGUUUUUCUAAGGAAUAAAAAAUAUAGGAGAAAGAGGGACUUCUCAGAGAAGUCAAGAGUCAGAGAUUCAUCCAAAAACAAGCUGAUACUGCAUAUUGGAGGGAAACCGAAAAUGGAUUCUGAUGCUACAUGGGAGAGUCGUUUGCCAAAAAAUUAUAUGGAUAUCAUCUCCAGAUCAGAUUCAGCAUCAUAUUUGUAUCCUUUGCCCAAGGAAGAACUAUAUAACCAUUUUCUUAACCACCCCACCAUCAUAGAUAAUGGUACCAAGAGCUUUGCAAUAGAUAAAAAGAGUGAGAAAUCAUGCUAUAUGAUAGGGGCAAGAGGGCUUGAAAUUGAACAUGUAGAAAAGCCACAGUAUUGGCAAUGGAAAUCUCUACCUGUGUCAAGGUUCUCGGAAGUAGCUGAACUCAAAGAAGUAUGGUUUCUCCACAUAAAAGGAAAAAUAGAAAAAAUGAUGUUGCCCCCUGGAACUUAUGGAGUUUACUUUGUGUAUAAGCUUACAGAAAACAUAUCCGUAUUUCGUCGAGUACCUGUUGAGUUAAGCGUCGAUUUCAAUGGACAAGUGAAGGGGAACGGGCCAAACAACUACCUCGACCCUUUGCAUCCACGUCAAAAUGAUAGAGGAGAUGGGUGGAGGGAGAUUGAGAUGGGUGAGUUCUCCAUUAAAGAUGGAGAGAAUGACAGACUUGUGUUCAUGCUCAAGGAGUAUGAUACUAAAACUAAGAAGAAUGGACUCAUUGUAGAAGGGAUUGAGAUUAGGGCUAAACAUGGAUAGAAAUUAAUUAGUUAUGGUUUAUUGUUGUCAAUAAUGGAGAAGGGCGGAGCCACAUCUCCCUCGCCCUUUUUUGACUUUUACUUUUACCAUAUGUGCAUUUUAUUAUAUUUUAAGCUUGUAUUUUGUAUUUUGAAUAUUUUUGGUAUAUUUAGUAAUGUUACAUGUAAUAAAAUAUUUACUAAAUAAUACGU
Ziziphus jujuba (common jujube) is the source of this 1054-nucleotide messenger RNA. RefSeq names its product F-box protein At2g02240. The transcript is spliced from 3 exons. Bases 201 to 863 code for a protein of 220 amino acids. The record is from RefSeq and is a predicted model, not a curated record. Lineage: Eukaryota; Viridiplantae; Streptophyta; Magnoliopsida; Rosales; Rhamnaceae.